Molecule: messenger RNA, 192 nt
Organism: Echinostoma caproni
Lineage: Eukaryota; Metazoa; Platyhelminthes; Trematoda; Plagiorchiida; Echinostomatidae
Source: the annotation of a GenBank genome assembly
AUUAACUGUAUCCACAGCUCGUCUUCGUUCUACCUGACCUUGCGCUAUUUGGUGGGUUUUCAGUCCGAUAACGAGUUCGCGCUAUUCGAUUUCGAUUCCUAUUCCGAAUACUACAGUUGGCGUCGCGGCAUGGAGUUGCGCACUAUCGAAUCCCUGAAUCUACAUUCACAUCCGUCUGAGAUUGAAGAAUAG